Molecule: messenger RNA, 786 nt
Organism: Carcharodon carcharias (great white shark)
Lineage: Eukaryota; Metazoa; Chordata; Chondrichthyes; Lamniformes; Lamnidae
Product: coiled-coil domain-containing protein 122-like
Exons: 4
Coding region: 1-786 (261 amino acids)
Source: RefSeq, a predicted model, not a curated record
AUGCACAAAGUUCUGUGUCUUCACGAAGACGCCGUCCGUGACCUGCUGGACAUAUUUGUGUGUGGAGGCUUGCGCGAUCCCGCACUGGUCACCUGUGGAACCCUGGAAGGAGCAACUGGCGGCCAAUUAUUUGAAUUGCAAAAAGAAAAUAAAGUUAUUUUACAGGAAAUUAGGACAACCGAGAAACAGAUUUACCAUUUAGAGAAUGAAUCGGAAAGUUGCCGGCAACAUUGUGCAGAUCUGGAGGCCCAACUCUGGAGCCUUAAUGCAAAUAAUUUGCAACUAAAGUUUGCUAUACAAGAAGAAGAAGAAAAAUAUUUCAAGUUGCUGGCUGAUUAUGAUAAAUAUCGUAAAAAAAUGUCGGCUCAUAAAGAGUUGAUUAAUCAGUUGGAAAGUAGAAGCCCAAUAAUGAUGCAACUUGAAGAAAAAAUACUCAUGGUUGAAGAAUUAAAAGCAAAGAAAGAAGAAUUAUCGACAGAUCUUAUGAAUCCAGAAGGAAAUAUUAUAAAACAAGUACAGGGAGAAAUUACCGAAUUAAGGGCCAAAAUCUCAGAAAUAAGAGAAGCAAUUAAUGAAAAAUCAGUUCUAUUGAUCAAGGAACAAGAGUGUCAUGUUCAACUUCGGAAAGAAAUAGAGGUGCAGAACAAAAGGUGUGAAGCCAUACUUAAGCGUUUAUAUUGCCAAUUGAAUAAAGUUCAGUCGAACAAACGCCAGUUGACCUGGGACAUACGACAGAUGGAAAAAACUGCAGCACAUCUAAGAAAAUGCCUUGGAAUUACAAAGUAA